Odocoileus virginianus texanus is the source of this 2527-nucleotide messenger RNA. The record is from RefSeq and is a predicted model, not a curated record. Lineage: Eukaryota; Metazoa; Chordata; Mammalia; Artiodactyla; Cervidae.
UUAAAAGUGUCAGUGGUUGCUGUUAAGUAACCAGAUUUUCAUCUGAAUGAUACAGUCGUAACUGUGAUGAUUUAGAUCCUUGAUCCUGCUACCCCUCGUUUGUUCUCUUAUCUUUUCCACGUUGUCCCUUCACAUGUUUAUUUUUCUUUACUAGCACUCCCCUCACCCCGUAUGGAUUUUUAUUGGUGGUGGAGGGGGAGGCUCGAUCAUGUCCCUGACCUUUUCCAGCCAGUUACUUGUCUGUGACAAGCAUUAGGAAUACAGUCUGGCCCCAGGAGACAUGUAAACAGACUUUACAACCAGUGCCAGGGAGGCCCAGGGGUGGAGCUGCCAACUCUGUCAAAGAGACGUGGCAUGAAAGCUUCACACUUGAGGUCUAUUGGGAAGGAAGAAAAAGUUAUAAGGCAAUGUGUACAAAGAUCGAGAAGUGGUGCAUGGAAAAUGAAAAGAGUUUUCUGGGUUGGAUGGUGUUGGUAGCCAGCAAUGUGGAUGUACUUAAUGUCACUGAACUGUACACUUAAAAAUGAUUAAGAUGGGUUCUCCAUUCAGGAUGACUUCUAGACCAGAGAUGGUAGUGCUAGAAGAGGAACCAGUGACAUCUAAGACUCAUGAUCAUCAACUGGAAUCAGAUCCCAACCCUGUGGACGUGUGUAAUAAAUCGUCCGCCUCCCUGGAGAUGACUGAACGUGUUUCAAAGGAACAAAUUCACCGUGGCUAUAGCCCCCAAAAAGGGGACAGUGGUGAUCUCAGCCACCAGGAAGGACUUGAAUCCAGGUCCCUUCAUUUGUCCCCACAAGAGCAGUCUGCCUGUCAUCAAGACAGGAGGCAGUCCUGGCGGCGAGCAAGUAUGAAAGAAACGAACCGGCGGAAGUCGCUGCCUCCCUUUCAUCAGGGCAUCACAGAGCUCUGCAGAUCCAUCAGUGUCGACCUAACAGAAAGCAAACGGCUGAGCUCUCUCCUCCUUUCCAGUUUCCAGUUCUCUGUUCAGAAACUUGAACCUUUCCUAAAGGGAACUGAGGGCUUCAGUCUUGAAAGUUUUAGAGCCAAAGCAUCUUCCCUUUCUGAAGAAUUGAAACAUUUUGCAGACAGACUGGAAAGUAAUGGAACACUACAAAAAUGUUUUGAAGAUUCAGAAGGAAAAGUAUCAGAUUUGGCUCUGGAAACAUCAGUUGCUGAGAUGAAGGAAUAUAUAACAAAGUUUUCUUUAGAACGUCAGAAUUGGGAUCAGCUCUUGCUGCGCUACCAGGAAGAGGCUGAAGAGAUCUUAUCAAGAGCAUCAGCUGAAACCAAAAAUACUGAAGUUGAAGUGGAACCUAGAAUGUAUGUUGGGUCUUCCCAGAGUGAAGUCCUUAAUACAAAACCUGACUACCAGAAGAUAUUGCAGAACCAGACUAAACUCUUUGAUUGUAUGGAGUUGGUGAUGGACGAACUGCAAGGAUCCGUGAAGCAGCUGCACGCCUUCAUGGCCGAAAGUACCCAGUGCCUCCAGGAGGUGUCAGUACAGCUCGGGAAGAGAAGCACUCAACAAUUAGAUCCUUCACCAGCUCGAAAACUGCUCAAGCUUCAGUUACAGAAGCAACCUAGCACAUAUUGCUCUAAAUCUUGUCAGUGACCGUAUGCAGCUUUUCUGCCACAAGGUGCUCAGAGGAGAGAGACCGGAAUAGUGCCCCAGUGCACAGCAGGCUGAGCUGCGACGUCUGCCCUGUUGCCUUUGAAGAUAACUGGCUGAUUGUAAAGCACUCUGAUUUUUUUUCUUAAAAUGGAAUUUAUGCAUUUGAAAGAAUGUCAUAUACAAGCUGUUUCCAAGAACGGGCAAAAUGCUUGAGACUUUGCUUUGGAAUGACCUCCAGAACUAGUGGCCCAUUCUUUGAAAUAUCCUUUGGGAUCAGAAAUCCUUACUCCGAAGAUGUUUUUGAGGUUUUGAAACAACCUAAAGUCAUUCAGGACCAAAUCCAGUAAGCAUUUGAGGGGUCAUUCUGGUUGUAAACAGAAUGAGACUGAUUUUCUCCUGUGACUUUAAGGGUGGUGUUGUGAGCAUUGUUUGCAUUGUAUGGAUACAUAUAUCCUCACAAGAUUCCCAAAUUGAAAAUACUAACACGCACUCUGUAUAUCCUGAGGUCUAUAAUGUGUUUUAGCUUUCUGGGAGGGUGUGCUACACCAUGUGGCAUGCAAGAUCUUAGUUCCCCAACCAGGGAUUGAACCCAUGCCCCCUGUGGUGGAAGUGUGGAGUCCUAACCACUGGACUGCCAGGGAAGUCCAGUAUAGUCUGCUUUAGCUUCUAAUGUUGAGUUGACAUCCUAAAUUCUAGAUUCAUGGCAAGAAGGGGUUAAGUAUCUCUUUUUCAUUGUUCUUUGUUAAUGAUUUGCAUUAUAAGAUUGCAUGUUCUUAAAAGCUUUCCCUUGUCCUCGUGUAUGAAAAAAUGAAAAGGUGGGGAAGGCUUAGCAGAAAAUAGGAUUCUUUGUCAGGACCCAGAAGUGAACAGUAGUGUGGACAGUGUUAACAACCAAUAAAACACCAACUAAUUUAU